Molecule: messenger RNA, 1629 nt
Organism: Colletotrichum orchidophilum
Lineage: Eukaryota; Fungi; Ascomycota; Sordariomycetes; Glomerellales; Glomerellaceae
Product: solid-state culture specific ATP-grasp domain-containing protein
Exons: 1
Coding region: 1-1629 (542 amino acids)
Source: RefSeq, a predicted model, not a curated record
AUGACAGUCCUACCAACAAUCACCUUCGACACAACGCUCGCCGACCUCUACCGCCGCGCAAGCCCCAAGCUGGCAGACAUGCGCAUCGCCCAGGUCUUCUGCCUCGUCCACUCCGGCUCGGAACUCACCACCAACAUCCCGCGCAACGCAAAGUAUCUCUACCAAGACAGCCCCUUCAACGCCGUCCCCAAAGAUCCAUCCUGCAGCAGACCGCCAGGCCACAACGACAACCACCACGACGAUCGGAGCCAGCAUCAGCAAAACCUCGCAGCAAAGUACCUCUCCCUGAUCCCCCAACGAGACGCCUUCAUCAGCGGCGACACACCCGUCAUCCUCUUCCACCUCAGCAACUCGACCAGGCAAAAAUCGCACGAUAGAAGCGAGGCGCAAAAGACCCUCUCCGUCCUCGCAACACCUCAGCGUCCAGACCUCAUCUUCUGCCCCGGCCCCUCCGAGAUCCCCGUCAAGCAAGCCGGCAUCGACCGCAUAGCCUGCAAGUUCGUCCCCGACGGCCUAGAAACCUACAAAAACCUCGUCGUCCCGCCCGAAUUGCAGUGGUUCCUCAACUCCAAGGCCGCGCUCGCGCGAUCGGGCCUCCCGACCCCCAGAUCCGAGAUUAUCGAGCUCGACGGGCUGGCGGGCGACGCGUGGGCGUGCUGCGACGGGUGCGACGGCGUCGACGCCGCCGAGUUCGUCAUCCCGGUGUCUUGCACGGGGCGCCGCGGCAGGUGGUACGAGGAGCAGAACGAGCGGAUCUACGCGGACAUUGCGUCGCACCUCCUCCCCUUCGUCCUCAAGAACCAGCAGACGCUAGGCGGCGCCGGGACCUACAUCAUCAACACUGAGGUCGAGCGCGAAAAGUUGGUCACGGACUUCAGGGACGGUAUCCUGCGCAAGCUGCUCUCUUCAGUGACCGAGUCGAACGCGCAUCUCCGGCCCGCAGCCUUGAUUCUCUCCGACCUGGUCGAGUGUCCCGUUGGGAACUACGGCUUGACGUUCUUCGUCACGGACGACGGAAGUGAUCCGAUAUUCUUGGCUGCGUCGGAGCAGAUGACGGAUGGUCACAGUGCCUGGAUUGGGAGCACGAUCGACUAUCGCCGUCAAGAGCAACUAGAGAAGAGGUUUGGGCCGUUGGUGAAGAAGAUUGCGACCUGGCUGCGCAUGCAUGGGUACGUCGGACCUGCUGGAGCCGACGUCUUGGAGACGGCGCCGGCGACGCCGGCGUCUUCCAAGAUGAACCGCACUACGAACGGCAGUACCAACGGAGCCACCAACGGUUUUCACAAUGGUGGCACCAACGAUGCUUCCGACUUCACGAACCUCCACAUCGUCGACCUCAAUAUCAGGACAUCAGGCUCCAUGUGCCUCCCUCUCUUGAAAACCCACUUCACCAGCCGCGGCCUCUGGAUCGGCUCCUUCUUCUCCAUCAGCUACAAGCAGGGCCGCGACGCCUUCAUCGAGUCCUUCCGAGAGGAGUUUGAGGCUGGGAGGAUGUGCUUGAUCAGUUGGUAUGAGGACCCGGACACAAGCGCCAGUCUGGCUGACGUCGCAGUCGGGGCUGAGGACGCGGAUGGGCUGCGGGGGGCGAUGAGGAGGGUACGGGAUGCGACGGAGGAGGUGACAUUCUAG